Messenger RNA from Neocloeon triangulifer, 1638 nucleotides. It is a transcript of the gene Abp1, whose product is annotated as drebrin-like protein. Gene Ontology annotation, biological process: regulation of actin filament polymerization; positive regulation of dendritic spine morphogenesis; neuron projection morphogenesis. The transcript has 10 exons. Bases 182 to 1330 code for a protein of 382 amino acids. The record is from RefSeq and is a predicted model, not a curated record. Gene Ontology annotation, molecular function: actin filament binding. Lineage: Eukaryota; Metazoa; Arthropoda; Insecta; Ephemeroptera; Baetidae. Gene Ontology annotation, cellular component: site of polarized growth; dendrite; actin filament.
CAACCUUGUGUCAAUUCAAUACUCAACAUUUUUUUCACAUUUUGGUGCUCAUCUGUAUUUCGCAUGAAAACAAACCAUCACGGUGCUCGGCACGGAAUCCAUGCUUGUAAAUAGCGGAACGCGGAUCUGGUGAUCUUUUCGUGGGCAGCAUCAGCCGGUCCUUUCUCUUUUCUCACUGGAUAUGGCGGUGGAUCUUACCAAAAACAGGAGCAGCAUUGUGUCCGCCUGGACAGAGGUUGUCGACGACAAGAACCCGAUUGAUUGGGCUCUUUUUGGAUAUGAAGGACAGACCAACGUCCUGAAAGUCGUUUCAAAAGGAGAUGGGGGAAUCGAAGAACUGGUUGAGGAUUUGAGCUCCGGCAAAAUUAUGUAUGGAUUCGUGAAGGUGCUCGACCCGAAAACUAGUCUUCCCAAAUGUGUGCUCAUCAACUGGCAAGGUGAUGGUGCUCCUCUGGUGCGGAAAGGCGUUUGUGCCAACCACAUUCACGAAGUGUCUAAGCUACUGCACGGCGCCCAUGUGACCAUUAAUGCACGAAAUGAAGAUGAAGUUGAUUUACAAAUAGUUAUUGAAAAAGUCUCAAAGGCUACAAGCUCUGCGUACAGCUUCAAGGACAGGAUGGAGCCUGAAAGAGCGGCACCAGUUGGAACAAAAUACGAGAAGCUGAAUCCUGCAAAGGAAAUCAAUUCGAGCGAGCGGGACAGGUUUUGGGAAAAGGAGGAGCAGGAGGAGAAAAAACGACAAGCUGAAGAGAAACGCAAAAGGGAGGAGGAGACCAAACGGAGUGAGGAGGAGAGGAUCAAAUUAGAGGAAAAGAGCCUUGAAAAAAUGCAGAAAAAGGAGGAUGAGUGGACGCAGAAGCACCCUGAGCCGAAAAAAGAGGAGAAAGUAGUGGUUAGGUCUUUCGUCAAUCCGCCCAAGGAACUUAAUUUAAACAAUGGUCAUGGAAAUCACGGAAACAUUCCAACUAACUCAGAGGAGCAACUUUCUCCUCUGGCCGAAGCGCAGCGAACGUUGGCCCGUUUUGACGACGUUCCUGCCCCUAUGCAACUUUCUCCCGACAAUGAAACACCAGCUGAGCCAGUGCAAAAUGAACCUGUGCCUGAGCAAGAAUCACAACCAGAAACUCCUCCCAGCAAAGAAGACUACGGAAUCAGGGCCAGAGCGCUCUAUGAUUACCAGGCUGCUGACGCGACCGAGAUCUCUUUUGACCCUGAUGAUGUCAUCACGCACAUUGACCUGAUUGACGAGGGAUGGUGGCAGGGUCUCGGUCCUGACGGAACCUACGGUCUCUUCCCAGCCAACUACGUCGAGAUCAUCACCGAAGAGUAACCCAGUAUUAAUUAACCUACUUAUCAAGUUCCAUUCUUCCUCUACCGACUAAUUAUGCAAACCCGCAAUAUCACUUUUUGCGUCUCUUUUAUCGUGACUGAUUUUUUAAUUCAAUGGGGCUAUUGCAAUGAUUUUGCUUUUAGUAUUUUUAUCAUUCAAAAGUGAUUUUUACACAAAUUUAUGAUACAUGCGGCAGCUCAUGUUUGUUGUGACCACAAAGCGGCAGAUUCGUUGUAUUUUGUCCUCUCCAAGGAUAACCUGUUAACGUUGAAAGUUAAUAAAUAAAAUACUAAUAGUUGUAAAAUCAG